AGACGAAGGGCGACGGGCUUUCCUACCUCGGAGAGCGUAACUGACGGCGGGAGGCGGGAGCUGCGAUUGGCUGGCGGGCGCGUCACUCACUCGGAGCAGGGGCGAUGGCGGCUUUGGAGAGGGUGAAGGUGCUGGUCUUGGGGGAUUCAGGUGAGCGGGGGGGGGGGCGGGCAGGUGAGGUCCAGGCAGGUAGGCAGCCCGGAGAAGAGGGAAAGAAAAGCCGCAGAGCGGACUUCAGGCUGCGGGGGGAGAGGAAGGGACUUGCCAACACUCGGGUGUAUAUAAUAAUAAUAAUAAUAAUAGUAAUAAUUCAUAAUACAGUGGUACCUCGGGUUACAGACGCUUCAGGUUACAGACACUUCAGGUUACAGACUCUACUAACCCAGAAAUAGUGCUUCAGGUUACAGACCCCGUAACCAGAAGUACCAUUGUAUUUGCUGCUGCAAUACAUGGUGUAUUUUGGGAAUUAUCCAGUGCUUUUUUUCUGGCAGGGGGACGCAGACCCCUCAACAUUUUGUGCAUCUAAGUUUGGCCUCAUUGAGGGGCAGUAUUUCAACAUGAGUAGGAAAAGGAGAGUAUAGUGGUACCUCGGGUUACAUAUGCUUCAGGUUACAGACGCUUCAGGUUACAGACUCUGCUAACCCAGAAAUAGUACCUCGGGUUAAGAACUUUGCUUCAGGAUGAGAACAGAAAUCAUGCUCCGGUGGCGCGGCAGCAGCAGGAGGCCCCAUUAGCUAAAGUGGUGUUUCAGGUUAAGAACAGUUUCAGGUUAAGAACGGACCUCCAGAAUGAAUUAAGUUCUUAACCCAAGGUGCCACUGUAUAUAAUAAUAAUAAUAAUAGUAAUAAUUCAUAAUAAUAUAGAUGUAAUGGGUGUAGGGACGUGGGUGGCGCUGUGGGUUAAACACAGAGCCUAGCACUUGCCGAUCAGAAGGUCGGCGGUUCAAAUCCCCACGACGGGGUGAGCUCCCGUUGCUCGGUCCCUGCUCCUGCCAACCUAGCAGUUUGAAAGCACGUCAAAGUGCAAGUAGAUAAAUAGGUACCGCUCCGGCGGGAAGGUAAAUGGCGUUUCCGUGCACUGCUCUGGUUCACCAGAAGCGGCUUAGUCCUGCUGGCCACAUGACCUGGAAGCUGUACGCCGGCUUCCUCGGCCAAUAAAGCGAGAUGAGCGCCGCAACCCCAGAGUCGGCCACGACUGGACCUAAUGGUCAGGGAUCCCUUUACCUUUUUAAUGGGUGUUACAUGGGUGUAGGGACGCGGGUGGCGCUGUGGUCUAAACCACUGAGCCUAGGGCUUUCUGAUCGAAAGGUCAGCGGUUCAAAUCCCCACAACAGGGUGAGCUCCCAUUGCUCCGUCCCAGCUCCUGCCAACCUAGUACAGUGGUACCUCAAGUUACAGACGCUUGAGGUUACAAACUCCGCUAACCCAGAAAUAGCACCUCGGAUUAAGAACUUUGCUUCAGGAUGAGAACAGAAAUCGUGCUCUGGCGGCGCGGCAGCAGCAGGAGGCCCCAUUAGCUAAAGUGGUGCUUCAGGUUAAGAACAGUUUCAGGUUAACAACAGACCUCCAGAACGAAUUAAGUACUUAACCCAAGGUACCACUGUAUUCGGGUAGAAGAUGUUCGCUAACACGAUCCAGAAGGAAGGCUGGCAUGCAUUAAGAAGCGCAAUACAGUGGUACCUCGGGUUACAUAUGCUUCAGGUUAAAUACGCUUCAGGUUACAGACUCCGCUAACCCAGAAAUAUUACCUCGGGUUAAGAACUUUGCUUCAGGAUGAGAACAGAAAUUGGGCUCCGGCAACGGGAGGCCCCAUUAGCUACAGUGAUGCUUCAGGUUAAGAAUAGUUUCAGGCUAAGAACGGACCUCUGGAACGAAUUAAGUACUUAACCCGAGGCACCACUGUAAUUUGAAAGCACGCAGUGCAAGUAGAUUAAUAACCAGACAGAGGGCCUUCUCGGUAGUGGCGCCCUCCCUGUGGAACACCCUCCCUUCAGAUGUGAAGGAAAUAAGCAGUUAUCUUAUCUUUAAAAGACAUCUGAAGGCAGCCCUGUUUAGGGAAGUUUUUAAUAUUUAAUGCUGUGUUGUUUUUAACACUCGAUUGGGAGCCGCCCAGAGUGGCUGGGGAAUCUCAGCCAAAUGACCGGGGUAUAAAUAAUAAGUUAUUAUUAUUAUUGGUACCACUCAGGUAGGAAGGUAAAAGCCGUUUCUGUGCACUGCUCCGGGGAAAUGUGGAAAUAAACCAGGUAUUUUUCCAAAGACAUUUUUUUUCCAUUUGGAAAAAACCUGGCUUUCUCCCCAAUUUUUCCGUUUCCCCCCCCCCCCCAGGCCUUCCCAUCUCUAGUCCUCACCUGCAGGUAAAAGGUAUGAAAGGUACAGGACAUCUGGAGACCCAGGGUUGGGGAAGGCUGCUCUAAGGGCUAUCCUACUAGGAGUUUCAAAAUCUGCUUGUUCCUCCAUAAUUUAAACUACACAGAAAAUUUACAAGAAAGGCAGUGAUGUUUCACUUGCUAUGAAGGCUUAGUUUGCAGUUGCCUUUUUUUGCAGGUGUGGGGAAGUCAUCUCUUGUUCACCUCUUAUGUCACAAUCAGAUGUUGGGAAACCCGUCUUGGACUGUAGGCUGCUCCGUUGAUGUCCGAGUAGGUGGAAUUAUAAAUUUAUGUUGUUUGGUGGUAUUUCACUUCAAAGACGAGGGAAAUUCUGAAGGCUUAUUGGCAAAGUAGAAACAUAUGAUCAGGUUGCAAAGGGAAUUGUGAAACAAUAGGCUAUUGCAGUAGGGAGCACGAAAUCUUAGUUCUGAAGCAGGCAAACAUUAGUAGGUUGAUCUGUUUUCAAUCCAGCCUCUGGUGUAGAUAAAGUAAUGCAGAUUUGUAAAUAAGCCCACAAAAGUUACGGGCACACCAUUUUUUUCUAAACUGCUGAAAAGCUAGUAGACCAUGGUUUUGUGUUGGCGACAGAGGAAAGGAAGUCUCCCCAGCUGCUAAGUUGACUGGUGGAGAAGGAAUGGAAAGAGUUGUCUCUUCUUUGCCAGCCUGGUCACAUGUUUGCAAGGAAUUCCUGGUCACCUAUGGAUACCAGCCAGGCAAUUUGUUAAACAGAAGGCUGAGGUAACGUUACCCAGUUGAACUGGUGUGGCCUUGCAGCAGCUUUUGAUACAUCAAAUCAAAUUUUGGCAGACCACAUGCUUGCCCUUGCAGGAGAUUGAACAGCCCUGAGCAGAUCAACUUGCCUUUGACAGACUGCACUGGCUGUAUUCAUAGAAGUGGUUGGGGAAUAGUUUGUUCUCCUCUGUGCUAUUCCAUCCAUGAUGUGUUCCCUCACAUAUUUUGUCUAAUACAGUGGUUCCCAAUUAGCUAAAUACUUUGGGUCCUGUGUUUUUUAACAGCCAAGCCAUAGACCCUCUACUUUUGAAAAGUUUGAGAUCUCUGUGGUAGUUUUGUUAGGAGAAUGGUGCCAUGGACCCUCUCAGUGGGGGGUUACAAGGACCACCAAUUGGGAACCACUGGACCAUUAAUGAAGACAUCUGGAUGACUAGGAAUGGGACGAAAUAUACUGAUAACUUGCAGCUUUUUCAACUGAUCCUAUAGUAGUUCCUCGCUUAUGUCCUCUAGAAAUGUUAGAAGAAGCAACCAUGGGAUCAAGCACAUGAUCUAUGGAUCGAGUGCCUCCUUCCCCUCAAAUGAUUUUUUUUAAGGAUUAGAAAAAGUCAUGGGGGUGCCUAUCAACAGCUAUUUGGCAGGAAAAUUAAAUGGAAUUUACAUGUGAAGCGUCAGUUUGCAUCUUGGUACCAAAUGCUGGAGCCAAAAGAGAGGACAGCUGUCAUCGUCGUGCCCCUUGUUCUUGAGCUUUUGGCAGCUAGCUGCUAGUGCAAGCUGAAUGUCAGACCAGAUGGAUUUUGAUCCAGCAUGUCGGUUCUCAUGCUCUUAAACCCCUCUCCAAAACCCACCCUUUUCAUGAAGGCCUUUGGAGGAGCAGCAAAGUGCUAUGCAUGCUAAUGGCCCUAUAUAAAGUGGUUGUUAGGAUAAUACGAAAACGAAUCUUAUAUUUAUUUUUAUGGACAAAACCAUUACAAAAGGCACAACAAUAGAUUGAUGGUUUGUAACCAAACCAUAUGCCUUCAAGUAGAAAUCUGUAUUUCCUUGUUCUACAUACAUGGCACUCUUGGUUUUUCAUUUUCAGAUUCAUGACUACAAAGAAGGAACCCCAGAAGAGAAGACUUAUUAUAUUGAAUUAUGGGAUGUUGGUGGUUCAGUGGGCAGUGCCAGUAGUGUAAAAAGCACACGUGUUGUGUUCUACAACUCAGUUAACGGUAAUGUAUGCAGGUUUUAAGAUCUGUUUCCUAUUACUUUCAUUCUAUGAGAACACCUGUUAACUUGGUUCAUGCAGAACCUAUUCCAGAAGUACUGCAAGGGAGAGUUUCUAAUAUCACAGCAGGGUUCUUUACUUGGCUGAAUUUAGAUAUGAAUUUUUUUUACUUUUGUAGAUACCAUAUACAUGUACAUUCUGGCAAAUCUGCUUAAAAUUGCUUUCUGAAAUCAUUUUCUGGGUGUAAAGGUGUUCAUGGUGCCUGUUUGUAACCUGGUAGACACAAGCUUGCAAACAGAUUAAAUUUGUGGCAACCCUCUGCCACAGUGGAUACAACGCCACACAUACUGAGAGACUGGGGAUUAAAAGCACAAGGCCCUUUGGAGCUCUGAUCCUUUUAUAAUUUGUGUUCAUGGAGUUGUAUGGUUGGAAAGAACCAAAUGUGCAACACCAACUCUGAAGGAGAAGAACACUUAUAAGGAUAUAUUAAAUAGUUAACAUGUAUUGUCUUUCCUGUUUAGGGACUAGAGUCCUCAACAUGUGUAGCAAUGUUCUAUUGAAACUAUCUGGCUGGGGAUGGAAAGGGGUGCUAUAAGAUUUAUCUCCAUAAGUUGCAACAUCUCUUAAAUAAAAUGACUUUCAAAAUUCCUGCAUUGAUCAAAGGGAAUUCUGAGAGGUAGUCCAUAAUGAAUGACGUGAGGGAAGCAUGUAACCCCAGUUUUCCUGUAGGAGAGGACUUGGAACAAUAGUAAAGAGAAUAAUCAAGGGCAGUAAAUUGGAGAUUCCCUUUGAUUUCAAAAGCAAAUUGCAUAGGGUGCUGUACAGGAAACAAAAAGACCCAAACUACCUUGGGUAUGUGAAACUAGUUGUGCGGUUCUUUCAACCUUGCCUUGUGUUCUCACCCUGCAAUGUCUUUCAACAUAAUUUAGACGGUGUUUGGAAGAAGUCAUUGUAUUUAUGAAUGGCCUUGUACUUAUUUAGGCAUAAUUUUAGUACAUGACUUAACCAACAAGAAGUCCUCCCAGAACCUGUAUCGGUGGUCUUUGGAAGCUCUCAACAGAGAUGUGGCUCCAUCAGGAGUGCUGGUGACCAAUGGGUGAGUGUGCAGAGGACCUGACAAUCAUGGCAGAUGUGAUGGAGGGAUGAGAUAAGUUGAGAGUGUCUCUCCCCUUUUCCAAAAUGUGUGUUGAAGAGUAUUUCCCAAUACUCUUUUACCCUUUUACAAGUCCACCACAUAUGAACAAACGUUCUACAUCUGCUGCUGCUUCCCUCCCAGUUAAUGUUAGUGUAUUUAAUGACCAGUGGAAAAUAUCGUUUACUGACACACACAUCCUCUUUUUCUUGUGUAGGGACUAUGACCGUGAGCAGUUUGCUGAUAACCAGAUUCCGCUGCUUGUCAUAGGGACCAAGCUGGACCAGAUCCCAGAAGUGAAACGCAGUGACGUCUUGACCAGAACUGCUUUCCUUGCUGAGGAUUUCAGUGCAGAAGAAAUUAAUCUGGUUGGUAUUUUGUACCUUAUUUUUGUCAAUUUGGAUUAAGAUUUUAUAUAUAUGUAUAUGAAAAAGGGCAUAAAAACUUUUUUUCCAAAUCAGAUUUAUUGUGUUUAUGCAAUCUUCAAAUCAUUUACACAAACGUUACAGAGUUAACCAGAAUAGUAUGCGUUGCAUACUUUAAAUAAUUCAGAGAAUUUGCUAUUGUUAAAGAAUGAUAAUCAGUCUGCAUCUCUGUCAGUUUUAAUAGUGGCAGCCUAAUUAUUCACAGCAUUGAUUGCAGCAGGAGGUGGAGGCCAGGAGAGAGGUUCCAUUACAGCAACUACAUUAGACUGCCAGAAAAACCUAGAGUAGAUUUAUCCUGUGGGGGAAACACUUUUAGCCUGUUACUGAAAACAAAUUUCUGUUAGGCUGUACUCAGGCACAAAUGAGGUGGAGUGCAUCAAACAUUAAAAACUUCCCCAAACAGGGUUGCCUUCAGAUGUUUUCUAAAAGUCAGAUAGUUGUUUAUUUCUUUGACAUCUGCUGGGAGGGCGUUCCACAGGGUGGGUGCCACUACCCAGAAAGCUCUCGGCUUUGUUCCCUGUAACCUCACUUCUCGCAGGGAGGGAACUGCCAGAAGGCCCUCGGAGGUGGACCUCAGUAUCCAGGCAGAACGAUGGGGGUGGAGACGCUCCUUCAGGUCUACUGGGCCAAGGACAUUUAGGGCUUUAGAGGUCAGCACCAACACUUUGAAUUGUGCUCGGAAACGUACUGGGAGCCAGUGUAGGUCUUUCAAGACCGGUGUUAUAUGGUCUCAGCAGCCUCUCCCAGUCACCAGUCUAGCUGCCGCAUUCUGGAUUAAUUGUAGUUUCCAGGUCACCUUCUAAGGUAGCCCCACAUAGAGCACAUUGAGUAAUCCCAGCAGGAGAUAAGUAGAGCAUUCACCAGUGGCAUGACAGUCUGUGGGCAGGUAGGGUCUCCGCCUGCGUUCCAGAUGGAGCUGGUAGACAGCUGCCCUGGACACAGAAUUGACUUGUGCCUCCAUGGACAGCUGUGAGUCCAAAUUGACUCCCAGGCUGCGCACCUGGUCCUUCAGGGGCACAGUUACCUCAUUCAGGACAUAGAUGCUCAAGGGCAUGAACUUGUGGAGAAAAGAUGUUACUUGAUCUUUUAAUUAAUUUUGUGUGUAAGUGGCAAGGCAGGCUUCAUUUGGUCAGUGGAAAGUGAGCAGCAUUCUUCAGGUGGUCAAGGACAUUUCUGUUAUAUUCUCAGUGGCUAAUAGAAAUAAUUGUUGGCUACCAAGCUUGGGCACGACUGGUUGAUUCCUGUCUUUCUACGUGAAACUGAUUGUCCACAUAAAAAAAUUCCCUUGUGUGAACUGACUCUAAUACACAGCUAUGGCUUCAGUUUGAGCCCUAGGGUUGGCGAUAUUUGGUUUUCAGCAUCGUGAUAUAUCACCAGCUAAACAUCGUGAUAUACUGAUAUAUCAUGAUGUCUGCAAUAAGGAUGGAGCUAUGUAGAGGCACUGGCUGGCUUCACGGUUUUCCCCACGUUGUGAUUUUUGCAUAACACACACACACACUAUAUAUAUAUAUAUAUAUAUAGCCAGGUCAAACAUUUUGAAAUCAUGAUCACAAUAUGGACUUCAAACCUGUUUUGGACAAUAUAUCGCCCAGCCCUAUUGAGCACAGGAUUAUGUCUUCAGUUCAGAACUCAUGUGCUUGUUAAGGAUUGUGGUUUCAAUGACUCUCAAGAGAAAGUUACCUGUUGAUGUUUUCAGGACUGCACCAACCCUCGCUACCUGGCUGCAGGCUCCUCCAACGCUGUGAAGCUUAGUAGAUUCUUUGACAAGGUGAGUCUUUCAGUUAGGUACUGCAUAUCUAUUGCUUUUUCAUUUUUGCAGCAUAGAAAGUAAGUAACCUGAUGUGAAUUGCAUAGGCCACUGAAUUUCCUUUGCAGCUGCUUGAACAGAUUCCAGUAACUGAGCAGUCCAGGCUGAGACAACCUGGUGAGGACCUAAAAAAUUGUGGUCAGGGAGAGCUGUAUUCUGUGAGAGCAGUUCAGGCACACUGGACAAGUGAUAAAUAGGCAGAUUAACAAGACUGGAGAUGAAGAGUUCAGGUAGCGCCAGGAAAUAAUGCAGGAUAAGAGAACAGCAGAGCAGGAACAUACAGGAAAUACUUUUUAUAAUGCAGAAGAAGGCUACAGGCAAGAAGUCACCCAUUUCUGAUUCAGCCCAUUUCUGGGUUUUAAAUUAAGGCUCUGAGAUUUUUCUGUCUGUCUGACUAUGCAACAGCUGUAUAUAGAAGGCAAUGAGGUGUCAUUGAAAUUCUACUCAGUAUUGAUCCAGAGCAGAUUCCAAUGUAUAGUUAGCAGAGUAAAAAUUUACAACACAUUGCAGGAUUCCCAGAGGCAUUUCAUUCAGCUGAGCUUUACUGCUACUGAAGGCAAAUGAGCAUAAUGGUCACAAAUCCCGUACAUUCAGGAUUGGCACUGUUCAUAAGAAAUCCAGUUGCAGCAGACUUCACUUAAACUUACCGUAUUUAUGUAUGCUACUGCUGCGGCCCGUGUUUCAUUAGCUCCAAAAUGGAAAAUGAGCACGGUCCCAACCAAAGAAGAAUGGCAACUUAAGCUGAUGGAAUAUGUGCAGCUUGCAGACUUAACAUAUAGAAUAAGAGAACAAGAAGAACAUACGUUUAUAGAAGAUCGGGAAAUGUUUAUUGAAUAUAUGGGGGGAAAUUGUGUACAUGUGAAAACGCUGGCAGCAUUAAGAUAAAUUCAACAGCGUAAAUAAGUUGGAUGGAUGCAAUAAUGGAAGACUGAAUGGUUUAGUUUUUGUAAAAUAUGGGAUAUGCAAAAUGAACUAUGGAAAGAGAAGAAGGGCAGUCAUUGAUAUUUUAAGGAUGUUAACAUGAGUAUUUUAAAUUGUAAAACAUAAAAUUUCAUAAAAGUUAUAUAAAAAAAGAACAGCGCCUCUCCCUUCAGGUUGGCUGGAUGGCAGUGGUCUUGCCAGAGGAAGCAGGAGCCAGCAGAUGGUGGGGUGGAGGAAGUCCAACUCUCCAUUCCCUCGCCAACACCCCAUGGAAGCCAACUCUCCUCAACCACUGCAGGAAUGCAGGAGUCCUUAGAUUUGUUUCUCCUCUUGGCCCAAGCCUCUUGAGGCAGUGUGCUGGCUUACGCUGUUGAGGCUGCAAAGUUAAUACAGAUAUCCUGACUUCAGCAUCAAACCGGAUUUUUCUCUACAGUUCUUCCCAGAAUGCCCCAGAAAAAAUCCAGGGCAAUCUUUUGGAGGGAGAAAAAUACCUUCUCAUUGAGAAGUCCUUCUACUGCCUGUGUUUAAAAGUCUUUCUUUUUUUUUAGAAAAAAGUACCAUGCUCUUUCAGCCUUUGCCAUAGAUUGUAACCGGCUUCAGGCUGCAAUGCUGUGUGAAUUUAAUUACUCUCAGCCAGGCUGGGCAAUGGCACCGUAUGGAAACAUCCUUACUUAAACCAAUUGGGCUGCCACAAAAUCUGUUGUAUAAACCAAUGCACAACACUCACUCUUCCCUUUUUAUUUUUGUUUCAGGUCAUAGAGAAGAGGUACUACUUACGAGAUGGUAACCAGGUAUGUGUGCUCUCUCCUUAACAGUUAAAAUUUUGAAAGCUUUGGCAAAGGGGGGAAAAUGGGAAGAGAUGUCAAAAGGGCAAGCACUGAUGUAAUCCAAGUCAUUGCAAAACUCACCAAUGAGAUAAAGCCUCUGCUUUGCUUAAUUUUUAAUCUCCUCAGCAAAGAGCUGGGAAGGAAAGCAAGUAGGUAUGUCUCAAAAUGUACGCAGAAGGUAAUGUCUGGUAAUGGUAGUUAUGUCAUCAUAGAGUUGCAGUCAGAAUUAUUCAACCCCCAUUGCAAAUCAGGGUUAUUAUAAAAAUUUACAGAUUUUCAGCUGUUUGCAUUGAACACAUCAAACAAAAGCAAUUGAAAUACCUCAACACGAUGGAUGCUUCAAGUGGUUCUGAAAUUGCAAAAGGCAGUAUUUUUUUGUUUCUAAAAAUUCCCGGGCAAUGCCAGGUACUUCUGCCAAUAUUGUAUAUCCAGAGAUUUUCAGCCAUUUUGAGUCCACAGCUCCCUUGACCAACUGCAUUCUUUCUGCGGCACCCCUUAUGUCACCCCUUGCCUGCAGCACCAGCAACCCCUCACCCCUUUUUGAACACCCUUCUUUAUGAAGUGUUCCCUCAACCUCCUCUCCUCUCCCCUCUACUUGGGAGUCCUCCGGGCAGCCGCUGCUACUGCCUCAUGUCUCUGGGUUGCCCUCCCCCGCCCCCCCGCCCCAAGAGAGGAGCCCCCCCAGAGGCACCAUUCGCCUGCAGAGCUGGAAGCCAGAGUUGCUGCAACAAACAGCCUUGCAAGUCCAUGGGGGGCAGAGAUGCAAGAAGGGAUCAGAAGAGGGAGAGGGGCCAUUGUUGCCUGCGGCACCCCUGACCAUCAUUCACGGCACACUGGUUGAAAAGGACUGGUAAAAACCAAUUCUAAUGUAAGGUUUUUUGUCUAACAGAUUCCUAGCUUCCCAGAGAGGAAAAGAUUUGGAGGCGGCUUUGUAAAGAAUCUUCACUACGACUGACCGCCACUUGCCAACUAGAGACUAUGGAAAAAGAACGAUAACGCUUUUACUGCAACAUUCCUGUUACCACAACAGAUACUUUUGCUAACAAAAUCAAGUUUUGGAGCACAUAAAUCGCCAAGACUGCUCCACUUCAAGUGCUUCUGAACAUAUGCAGAAGGAUCUCUUUCCAGACCUCUGGAAAGAACCCGAGAUCUUUUGGACAUAGUGCAAUGAUUUCACUGGUUAGGCAACAACAUCGUGGAAUAUGCUGCCCCAUAAAAUGGGGUUAUAUGCAUCCAAGUGCUACCCAGAGUAGGCCCACUGAAGUCAAUGAACAAGUUAAGUUUAUUUAUUUCCAAGGGGUCUCCUCUGAGCAUGACUUGGUUGAAUGCAAACCCAUGUUUUUUCUGUGUUCUGAAAGUUUUAUGAACCUGUGCUUCCACCCCUAGCAGAAUGGUUGCGCUGAGGUGGAUUUGGAAAAAUAACUUAAGAAUCAAAGGCUUAUAAGCAAUGAAAACAUCAGCAUUCCAGCUUACUGAACAAUACUCUUGCUGAUGCUAUGGCGUUGAUUUCAUCCUGUUGCUAAGGGACCCCCUACCCAAAAUAUCUAUGAGCUGUAACGAGUUGUGUAAAAAAUAAGCGAGGGAAACCGGAAGAGAUUUGGAAAGCCGACAUUGAAAAUAAAUGAUGUUGCUAAGCACAAUAAUAAAAAAUUAAAAACCUGGUGGAUAUUUAAUUGAGUUUUUGCAUUUAAGCAAAGAACACUAGAUACUCAUAUGCACAGGACUCGAAUACUUAGAGCAUAUGUCUGGGAAGGUUGAGAAAUAGGUCUGAAUGCCCUAUUAAAUCCAGUCACUGUCCAUCAGAAACUCUCUUCAGCCAUGACAUGCUUUGUGUAUCUUUUGCACUGGCAAGUAUCCUUGGGUAAACACUCCGCCCCCUGGGACUUGCAUGCAGCAAAACUGGGUAGAAUUUAACCCAUGCUCAGCAUGCGCUCACAGGGAGCAGAGGUGAAAGAACCCCUUGUGCAAGGAACUGCUUUUUCUAAAUAAUUAUUUUCCCUUUUCCUGUGGGAGGCACAAUUUCUUUGUUGUGUAGUGAUGUAGGUGGAAAAACCCGGGGUCAGCAAAGCACGCAGACGCCAUUUUUCCCUGCAGCACUGCACCAUGGAGAAGUCCCUAUCGGAGCCCAUGUCUACAUAAAGCAGGUUUCUCCCUCCACGCAGCAAGACUUCUUCAUCAUGCAGGGAUGCAGGGGAAAAAGUCUAUUUGUUUUUGCAGCACACACCUUCCAAGAAACAGGCAUGCAGUGAAGGAUAGCAGACCUGUUUCCCCCUCCCCCUCCUGCUGCUUCCUUUGGCUUUGUGCAUCUGUUCACAAGAGGGAAUGGGCAAGUUCGAUCAAACUGAGCAGGAUUUAACCCAUCAUCUGCUAAGUGGGGGGUUAAAUCCUGCUGCUUUGGCUGCAGGCACCUGAGACAGUGCAGAUAUGAGCCCUGACCCAUCAGCUGACAUAAAAAGUUUGAAUAAAAUGGCAUUGCAAGCACAGGUUCCCUACGUCUGCAUUUUGUGCCACACUUAUCCCACACUUCCAAGCAUGUGCUAACUAUGGAAUUAGAAUGAGCAUAGUUUCCCAGUACAUUUCCGAGCACAAUUCAAAGUGUUGGUGCUGACCUUUAAAGCCCUAAACGGCCUUGGUCCAGUAGACCUGAAGGAGCAUCUCCACCUCCAUCGUUCUGCCCGGACACUGAGGUCCAGCUCUGAGGGCCUUCUGGUGGUUCCCUCACUGUGAGAAGUGAGGUUACAGGGAACCAGGCAGAGGGCCUUUUCAGUGGGCCCAUCCUGUGGAAUGCCUUCCCAUCAGAUGUCAAGGAAAUAAACUAUUUCUGGGUUAGUGGAGUCUGUAACCUGAAGCAUCUGUAACCUGAAACGUCUGUAACCAGAGGUACCACUGUAAUGUAACAAGAACUAUGGACACAAUGGAGUUAUUAAAAAUAUGGAUUAUUUUUAAAAAGAUGCAGUAGAAAGGGUUUAACAACAGAACCAUGGAGGGGAAGGUGGGAAGUCCAGAGAUUCGGGGGAACCUUGUAACUUUGGAUGUGUUGUGAUAUGAUUAUAAUAUUAAAUAUGUAAAACAAAAUAAUAGUAAUAAUAAAAGAAUAGCC
Messenger RNA from Podarcis lilfordi (Lilford's wall lizard), 12513 nucleotides. The record is from the annotation of a GenBank genome assembly. Lineage: Eukaryota; Metazoa; Chordata; Lepidosauria; Squamata; Lacertidae.